AUCGAAGUGUCUUCCUGCCACACCGGUAAUUCUGAUACAUGCGUUCGCCUGUACUGUGAUGGGUAGCUGCAUAGCGUUUUAUUUGGUUAGUGAUGCCGAAUGGUGAAUGUGUUUCGUGCUUCUGUGUUCUGUAAAUCGGCCGUCCUGGAAUCGUAGUUUCUAUACGUUCAAUAGAAUCCGAAUCUAAACACAGUACAACGAUUUUUUCUGGAAGGAUUUAGUGAAUGAUAGGCGAGAUGAACGAUCUCGCUGUUCUCUCGCUUGUGCAGAAAUGGGAAGAUGCAGAUGACCCACUUGCACCUGUGACCAUCCGACAACGGGACGUUAUAUUGGAGUUAUCGAGUUGUUCAAAUGAUCGACCUCUACCGUUUCAGAAAGGAGCUAUGAACAUUGACGAUGAAAGCUCAUUUGAUAAUCCCCAAAGCCCGUUUUCAGUCACCGACGAUGACGAUGUCGACGAUUUCACGUUGCAUUCUACAAAUCGGCGGCAUGACAGCUUCCUCGCAUUGGAGACUGGAAGAGUCGUAAUUGAUUCUGCUCAAGAUUUUUUCCAGUGGUUUUCGAAAGUUGAAGAAGAUAUGGAGUUUGAUCAACUUGCUGCUCAUCAUAAAUUUCUACUAUCACUAAAGCAAGCAAAUGCCCACUGCAACAACCUUUUAAAUGAAACAACUUUGGUUCUCUCCGUAUUGAGUAGACUAAAUUCUGCGCAUGAAGCUGUUCUGGAUAAAACAAAAUCGUUACACGAUGCUUGUGAAAAUCUUCUUCAAGAACAAGAAAUCUUGAGCAAAACUGCUGAGUCCCUGGAUUCACACUUGAGUUAUUUCGAAAUUUUGGAUGAACUAAGUGAGAAGUUGAGUGCUGCUUCUCUUUCGGUGCAUUCUGACGGCUUCAUUCCAACGCUUGUCAAGCUGGACGAGUGCAUAUCUUAUAUGAAGGAUCAUGUUGCAUUUAAGGAUGCUCCCAUUUAUGCUGUUCGACUGCAGGCUUGCAUGCAGCGUGGCUUGAGCAUUAUCCAAGCGUAUGUGUUCGAGUCCUUGACAGAUGCUUUUAAUCAAGUUCAGCCCAAUAUUUCGAGUCAGAGUGGAAAAGUUGACGCGGGAUCUGGCUACAGCAUUCUUUCGCUGGUUGGUGCUGGAAGCGGAAAUGUCUCAGCACCAACGCUUUCAUUGGAUCAGGCAUAUCCCUUCCUUUACGCCCGAUUUCGAGUUAAUGCGCCGAAGAUCAAGUCAAUGGUUGCAGAAAUCGAAUCGCGGCUGGAUGAUCGGAGCUAUGCGGUGUCAAUAUACCAAGAUAUUCAAUCUCAUUACUUCGGCCUGCGAAAGCGUCUUCUCUUUCCGAUCAUUUCUGCACUCAUAAAUGAGUUAAAAGAGAAACAUUUCCAGAACAAGUGUGCGAUGGUGCGAAGUGGCUGUAGAUUGUUGCUGAAUGUCUGCCAGGACGAAAUCGAUUUGUUCGCCUGCUACUUUUCUGGAAAAGAAACUGGACAGCUCGACGCUUUCCUGGAUGAACUAUGUAGCCUGCUGUAUGACGUCUUCCGGCCGAUUUUCGUCCAUGUGAAUCAUUUAGAGACUUUAACAGAUCUUUGCAUCAUUAUGAGGGUCGACAUUUUGGAAGACGGUGAAAGCAAGCUUGCCAGAAACAUAGAUGCAUUUGUCCGAAUGAUGACCCAACUCAUCGAAGACGUUCAAGAGCGGUUGAUUUAUCGGACGCACAUGUAUAUCAAGUCGGAUAUAUUGGGCUACGUUCCUGCCGGAGGGGAUCUGGCGUAUCCCGACAAACUCAUAAUGAUAGAGAGUAUUGCCGAAAGUUUGCAUGAAGCCGACUCCGAAAUGGGGCAAAGUUCAUCUAGGGCUCCUUCUGUCGCAUCGACGGGGACCGCCCAGAGCCAGUUUAUUCGAUCCCACACUGGUGCUUCCGCUGCUGAUUUCCUCGGGAUGUGGUACCCAACUGUUCGCCGAACGCUUGUUUGUCUUUCGAAACUUUAUCGAUCUCUGGACAAGGGCAGUUUUCAAGGUCUAAGCCAAGAAGCGCUUUCUGCUUGCAUCGAAAGCUUAGUCAACGCUUCAGAAUCCAUUGCCAGUAAACAAACAAAUGCGUUUGUCGACGCGCAGCUCUUCAUUAUCAAACAUUUGCUCAUUCUUCGGGAACAGAUAGCCCCAUUCCAAGUGGAUUUUGUAGUGAAAGAGAUGAUGCUUGAUUUCUCGAAAAUGAGGGAAGCUGCGAUGGACCUGUUUCAAAGUCGGCGUGUUUUGAGCUUAAGAGGUCCAAGCGCAAUUUUGGAAUUUAUACUGGAAGGAACGCCGGACAUUCGCGAAUCUGUUGUGGAUUCAAAAAGGGAUGUUGAUUUGCAACUUAAACGAAGUUGUCACGCACUUAUCUCGCAUUGCACGACGAAGAUCGUAUCAUCUGUGGCGAAUUUGCUUGGGAGAAUAGAAAAUUUUAUACAUAGCCGGCACCCUGGGAACAGGUCACAUUUUAUUGAAGUAAUGGACAUCGACGAUCGCGAAGCGUUGAGAAAGGAGUCUUUCAUGGAACCAGAAAAUAUAACUCAGUCUCUUGCGGAAGCCAAGCGGAAUAUUAAGGUCAAUAUUCCAGUUAUUCUUCGGAGUUUGCACCUGUAUUUGGCAAAUCGUGAUACGGAGAUGAUACUCUUCCGUCCAAUUAAGAUGCGAGUUUUGAAUGCCUUUGAAGGCAUCGAGAAGUUGAUGGUGCGGUUAUUUGUGGAAGAGGAAUUGAAAGUGAUCAAUUGCCCUUCUCAAGAGCAAUUGAAUAUUUUGUUGUCUAAUCUGGACUUCGAAAACACCUAUGUGACGAUGAGUCGUCGAGGAUCCAGGAUGAGUUGCAUUGACGCUACAAAGUGUGUCGAAGACGACGAUGGCGGAUUGCCAGUAGUUGAACUGGACCCAGGUGCGUCAUCAUUUUCAGUUUUUGCGAAUGUUCGGAAAAAGAUUUUGGAGUCUCAAAUCCGGAAAGCUGCUCAGCUGUAUUUUGCUUUCAACUCGUGGCGUAGCUGCGAUAAUCCUCCGGAAAUAUUCAGCGAUGCGUCUAGUUCGGUGACUUUACCGAAGGUGGUCGGUAUUGGGUUAACCCAAGUGUUCCUGUUGAUCAAGAAUAGUAGGCAUAUUUACCCUUCUCUUUGCUUGCAGUCCCUCGAAGCUUUGUUGAAAAUGCUUGAGGGCCUGCCUCCCCAAGGUCUUUCUGAGGAACCUGCAAAUCUAUUGAAUGAUCUUUUCCGGAUUCUAAGAGAUUUAGCUGCUAGUGACGCAAGUGUAGAUCAAAGCCCAAGUGCGGACACAGAACUAGACGACGGAUCUGGCUGGAAACAAAGCUCCCCGCCGCAGAAAACUCUGCAAUCUUUGGCGUGUGCUUGCAUGCUGAGCCUUGUUGUUGCUGUGGGAAAUCCCGGAAAAUUGUUUUUAGCCGUCGGAGAUAUUUUAAUGUCCGUCAGAGUGCAAUCACUGCAAGAUAUAUUCUUACCCCGCAAUUUAAUCGAAUUGCAACGAACUACGUGUGGAACCCUAAUGGGAAACGAAAUCCUGCCUUCUUGGAUAUCUGUUGGAGUUCAGAAAUCGGGACUGUGCAAUUCUUUUCACGUGGGAAGAUUUAUAGAUGAAAGUGACGUAGAAGACAGCAAUACAAGCGGCGACGUCGGGAGGGAUAUUCCAUGCUGUAUAGUUAGCAAUGGGGCUUUCAUGUAUAUUUUUCAUGCGGAAGAGGGUUUGCUGAAGGUCGGCACUGGUUAUCAAGGUACAAUACGUGGGCACAUCUACAUGUGCAAGCCACCGCCAUUUUACUUCGAAGGAGAUCCCUGGAUGGGAUUCGCUUGCGGUUAUCUAUGUCUUAGACAUGGUGGUCGCGGCCAAAACAGGAUCAGCCUCUUCCAUCCAGAAACACUGAAGUUCGAAGGAGAAAUUGAGCUUCCCUUGAGUCUACUUAGCAGGCAAAGCAAACCUUCACAGUUGUCUGAAUCAAGAUGUUCGGACGAUGGUUCUUGUGUUCUGUUCUCGGAUGGGAAAACACUGGGGCUUUUUUUGGGUUCUGAUGAAGAGGUAUGCUACAAGAACAGCAUUACAGUUCGAUCGCUUGAUCGUGGAUCACUUCAAAAAGCGUGUCUAAAGGCAACGUCGGAAUCGAAGGAAGUUUUUACCGCCACUGACAUUCGAUUUGAGGAUCUAAACCUGCGAUUGGUUCGCAAAUGCUUGGACGUCUUCGGACAUCAGAUGAAUUCUGCGAGUGAUGAAGUCCGCAGUCCGAUGCAUGCUGUGAAUUUUGUUCCGUUUCCUUCUGCCGCGGAGGAUAAUCACGAUGACGAGCUGAUCUCUGUGGCCAAUGGCAAGGACUUCACGCUACUUUGCACCCGAGGAGGAAGAGUUCUCUACGCUGGUCGUUCGCAAAGCUUGGGUUUGAAACCAUGUGGCCACGUUGCUAAUGAUCUCAAUGCAAUCGGACCUACUGGUUUUAAUCAAUGGAAUGAACUCCCCCUGUCGUGGGGAGAAGCCAAACCUGCGCGAAUUGUAGACAUUGCUGUUGGGCAUGAAGCUGAACAUGGACUUUUACUAACGGACGACGGUCGGGUCUUCUUUGUUGGGACAUCCAAACGUGGUGAAGAUGGAGAACCAAGGCUUGUGACCGAUUUGAAACACGUGAAAAUUGUUGAAGUAGCGAUGGGUAAAGCGCACGUCGUUGCAAUCGGAUCAGAUGGUGCCUUGUAUACAUUCGGAAUGAAUAAUCGGGGUCAAUGCGGUCGACAGCAGGCAGCAUCAGCUACUGAUGAUUCGAGCGAAGCAGCAAAUGAUUUCAGUGUCGAAAAGCGAGCUUUUGUAAAUGCCUCUAAACGUAUUCGGAACAAGCGCCCGAGAGAAGAGGUAGAUGCGAAUGUAGAUGAGUUUUAUGAUCGCAAUCUGGAAAAUAACCUGGAAGACGAUGAGUGCCUGUUGGAAGCUGAGGUGGAAGAAGAUCACAUGCACAACAGGAGUGUGGCUGUGGCAUUGGCGAAUCUGGUUGUGCAAUGUGUGGAAUAUGCCGUUCUUGCCAUUAUGAUCGUGUUCUCAGUGGAUAUGAGCAGCCGGAUUUGGAUGAUGAUGCAUCAUUAUACGAAAAUGUUGCUCCAAUUAAUUGUUGACGGAUUCCUGAACGAUUUAGUUGUAUUGGUGGAGGACGGUGACGUGUUCGCUUUUGGGAACAACUCGCAUGGUGAACUUGGAAACGGAGGAAUAUCUUCAAGAAAUAUGCCGCUAAAAGUACCGUUCGGUCUGUGCUCGCGGGAAUCCACGAGUGACGCAACAAAAACUUGUUCCGCGACGAAACCGAAGAGUGCCUUUAUUGUUCAAGUUGCUGCAGGAAAGUCGUUCUCGGCUUUCCUGGAAGCGAAUGGCCAAGUUUACGUUUGUGGUCUUCCAAAGGAUUUUAUUUUUCCAAAAGAGACUGAUUGUCUUCCUGGUUAUGGGAUAAGAAUAGUUGGCGGAAUCGGAUACUUAACUACUCCGAGUAAGAUUCCCGGGAUCGGCCCAGAAUUCGGGCGUAAAGCUGUCUGGAUUGGGGCUUCCGGUGACCAGUUAUUUGUAAAAGUGGAUGAAACGCUAAUCAAUCCGAGAACGUUGCAAAACGCGAAGAUCGUUGCAAAUGCCGAUGUGAUCGCUUUACUGCUCGAUAAAGAAAAGCUGGCCACGGGAUUGACGAAAACUGGUCGACCUAUGCUUGGGGAACCCGGAACUGCUGGCUCAGAUUUCUUGGCAAUAUCUCGGGAAAAGGGUUCUUGUCACAGUGGAUUAUCUGAUGGUUCGUCAGUCGAUUUUUCAGGUUGUGCUGCCUGCUUAGACCCUCACUUCAAUAUAAUUUGGAGGUAUGAGAAGAAAUCGGGAUUGGUGGAAGGAUACAACGUCAUACUCAGCGGAAUACGAAUUGAUAACGGUAUAGAUACCGCCGAACUUCAGGGUUGGCCUGAAAACGACAACCAGCAAAAUCGAUCUGUUCCGUUGAUACUACUUCCUGAGUUUAUGAUUCCAAUGAAUGACUGCAAUGUUGAGUCCCCAACGUUUGUUUCCCGCUCCCAAGCUGCCAUGUUUCUUCUAGCUGCACUCGACACAUUGAUCAGAUCGUUUACUAACCAGAUGCCACACUGUGACUCAAAUCGCAAUCAUGCUUGGAAUUCGAAUAUGAUGCACGACUGCCUAAGCCGUAAUCAGUCUACGCUUCGAAGUCAUAGAGCUGAUUACUGGAAAAAAUUGAACAAUGUCAGCUUUGAAAAGGGAAUGCAAAAGCCUAUUCAAAAACGAUUGGGUAUUCAUCGUAAAGGGCAAAGUCAGAACUUGUCUGUUUCAAUGAAGAACGCGAGCAGAAAUGGCCUAAAUAUUGUCAGCAGGUUCCAGAAACAGGAAAGUGGCUGGGGAUACUCCGAUAAUUCAGUUGAAGCAGUACGGUUCAUGUGUGAAACGGUCAUAAGCUUCUAUGGAGUUGCUUUGUAUGGAGCUGCUGGUUGCUAUCUGGUUAAAAUGAGGCUGUACGAUAUUGGCUAUGACGAUUCCGAAUAUGAGGGGCAUAUUGUUGCGGAAACCGAAGAAAACAUGUACGAAAACGAUUGCAAACUGCACGUUUUUUUCCGAGAGCCGGUUGUCCUGAUGUCGCAGAGGUGGUACGUAGUAUGGAUAAGGAUAUCUGGCCCAACUUCACCUCACGGUGUUGGUGGUCACAGCCCGGUCAUCGGGGAUGAUGGGACGAUAUUCCAUUUCAAACAUUCUUACAAAUCGAAUAAUGGCACAGAUGUUCUCGGUGGACAAAUUCCUGAGAUCUUCUACAAGACAAAAGGAAACGAAUCGAUGGACAUCCUGAAAUCUGCCGAUGGCAGUGAUCCGAUUUAUCCUAUCUCAAGUCAAUUUUUGCUACGCUUAUCGCCUGAAUGCUUCGACGCUUUGCUGAAUAUACUCGAAUGGAGUUGGAAAACUUUCAAAGCCGGAUCGAUGGACCUUAUGAGUACUCCAGUUGAUGCUUGUUACGCUGUUCGAGAAACGUUGUCGACACGAUCACCCAGCGAUUCAGUGAUGUCUUCUCCUACCUCAACAGCGUCGGCUAGUUCAACAUCGUCGUCCAGUUAUUUUUUCGCUCGUCAAGGCGAAGCAUUUGCUCGGAUUGCUGCCGUGCAAGAUCUGCAGAGAUUAGUGCACAUCGCGUGCGCGUGCUUGCGCCUGCUUCGAGCUUAUGUGAACUACAUGUAUCCAACUGGAGUUCCAGGACGUACGUUCUUUCGACGAAUGUCGGAGACUUCGUGGGCUCCGAGCUGUGUCUUCUCGACGCGGAAAGCAAUUGAAAGUAUACUUGCUGAUCCAAUUUGUAGUACGUACUCUGCUGUUCCGCCGACAAAUGAUGGGAUAACUUCAGGGUUCUUGAGUGCAUCCAUCAUCGCCUCCAGUAAAAAGCCACAUCACACGCUAUGUGCCGCUAUCCUAGAUGAAUGCCUCGCGACCUACAGUGAAUGCUUUCAUGCAUUCUAUCCUUCUACAAAGCUGAAGUGGGAUCUUCUGUGCAAUGUCCUUGGAUUAAACAUGCCGAAGGAAGAUGCUCCGUACAUCACCGACGAGCUUGUUUGUGCUGUUUUUCGUUCAUUGUCGAUGCCGUCCGUACGUUUGGGCUACGUUUUUCCGAUUGGAACGAGUACUAUCUGUACUGCAAAUGCGGAUAUCUUGGGAAGUACAGUGCGUUCGUGGGGCGACGGGCAUCCGGAUCCUUCCCAAGCAUUGGGAGGCAUCACAGCUUCACUCGUGAAAUUCAUGGAGGAUAAGUCGCAGCUCUUCCUUUGUACCUCUGAUCGAAGUUGGGAUUUUUCAGCGGUAAUAAACCGUAUCGUAGGAAUUGUUUUGGGACCAAUCCAGCGGAUACUAGACGAAAUACGUUUGUCUGGAGGCGACGAUAGACCCAAUGAGCAUGAAGAAUCUACCCUUGUUCAUGCCGCUGCUGAGUUACUCACAACGUUUCUGGCUCAACUGACCAGCCUCAACGUGAUGAAGGAGAUGGAGCUAUCAAUUACGACAAAAGAGAUACUGUCGAUUCCCAGCAGAUUCGGACGCGUCAGUCAAGCGAAAAUGUGGAACGCCUGCAAUGGAUCACCCGACGCCAUAGGAUUUGUAGUUGAUCACCCGGGAAUUAUAAUUGCAGGUGCUAAAGUUUUUGGCUCGAAUGCUAUGCUGGAUUAUGAACUGGAACUCCUAGUUGAAAAGGAUGUCUCUUUUGAUGAAAAUGUAAAACUCAGUGAGCUUCGCUUACCGCAACGCUGGUUAUGUUUGGAAACUGUGUGUGGGACUUACCGAAAAAACGAUAUUGUGGAUGGGCUGGCGGACAUUCGGUUCCAAAAACCAGUUGCUAUCAAGGAGCGGAUGCGACAUGUCUUACGUUUGAGGCAUCACGGUGGAUAUACUCACAGUGGAGAAGCUGGAUUAUCCUGUGUUAAAGGCCCAGAUGGAACAACGUUCUCGUUCUUCUCUGUUUCAGUUUCAUUCAACGGCACUUCGUUAACGAGGGGACAGAUUCCUCAAAUUCUGUACUACAGUGAACCCAAGCAAAAUAAAUCCCAAGUGGAAUUCGUAAGUUUAAUGGAGGAAGAGUGGAAGCAAACUGCCUUGUGGGUCAGCAUGCGCAUCGUUGAUUCUGCGGCCGAACUCUUCGAGAAGUGUUUAGGCUUGCCAUCUGAUGCUUUUGCGUGUGGACGAAAAAUUUUGGCAGAAUCCAGCCUCGUUACCUCAAUUCUUCCUCUAGUGUUCGCAUUACUGUUGAGUCAGACCGUGCCGGAUGCAAAGAUAUGCCACGAGACUUUGAACGCAUUAAAAUCUUUGCUUCCAUUUGUCACUGAACUGAAUCUGGAGUUUCUGCGGGAGUGGGGAGAAAAGCAGUUGUUAGCUGGAAAGAUCUUGAAUCAGGAUUCCAGCUUGUCCGUGACGACAUCAAGCCAUUACGCAGUUGUUGAGAGCAAGCAUCCAUACGAACCGGCCACUGUUCAAUUGUACAAGGCUGUGUUUCCACCGUGCGUUCAAUGGAUAAGCUUGGAAUUCGAUUCGCAAUGUUGUCUUGGUCAACCCGAAGACUCAUUGCAGAUCUUCAUCCCCGUUGAUGCUGAAAAUGAGGAUCAGUCUGUGGAAGCGAUUCUUUCCCCGGUUACUUUGGAUGGAGAAAUCAGCGAUGAGAUUUUUGCCAGAUCUUCAAGCCAAACCUGUCCACCCGACGGUUUUAUCUCUGUUCUUCCGAAGUUCAAUGUGCAAGAUCCAGAAACUUGGCCAAGGAGCGCCAUAAUUCUGCCAGGUAACAAAGUGAUUUUCUCAUUGUCCUCCGCCACACCGUACCUUGGGAAUGACAAGCAAGCAAGCUUUUAUGGAUUCAAAUGCUUGUUGAUCGGGCAUGAAUAUCCAAUGCCAUCAUCAAAUGAUGUACCUUGUGGCGGCACAGCCGGCACGGGAGCAUUUUGGUCAGAUGGUCUGUUGGUUCUGGAAAGAGAAAUCGCCCAUUUGGCUGGUGCAUGUUGUUGCACAAUCUUGAAUAAGAAGCUUUGUUUGCCCUCAAGCAAAGAUGUCGCGCAUAUUGACCAAGAAGCAAGUUCACCGCAUAAUGAAAAAGACUCUUGCUUACCGCUUCUGUCGAGAGGUCUUGCGUUAUCGCAUCCCCCGACGGUUCGAGAUGUUUUGGAUUGCGCGCUGCCUUUGGAAGUGAAGUCCAACGAAUUCAACUUUUUAAUGGAGUUCGUGAAAUGUGCGGGGAGCUUGAACAGCUCCGGUGGUAGACUGGCUCGGUGGCUGCAGCCAGAACCGUACAUUGAACCGAGACUCUGUCAGGUGAUCUAUAGCAGGCAGAAUAUCUUUUCUGGCUGGGAAACUCAGAUAUCGAUCAUUACGAGGGACCAAUACGGACAAGUCGCGCAGUCACCUAAUCUCAAGGUUGAUGUUCAAGCUAUGCCCAUAUCCGAUGAAUAUAAGGACUUCGGAGGACGUGCGUAUCGAGAUAAGACCAACUGGUCUGAGGUUUCUGGUGCAGAAAUUCCUGAUUACUCUGUGCCGUACCAACCGACUGUUCGAGAAAAAAUCGUCUUCCAAUCCAUUACUGCUAUAAAGAAUUAUGAGAACUGGAGCUUUGAAGAACUGAGGUUCUUCAGACCGUCUGAACCUCGUCCAGUCGAAACCAUGCAAGUAAAAGAUAUGAGUGACGGAAGUCACGUUGCUACAUGGAUUCCAAGUGCUUCUUGCUGCUACGCCAUUCAAGUAUUUGUGGAUGGUUAUCUUUUAGAAGGGAACUACUCCGUCGAAGUACAAGAAGUUCCCCCGGGAGUAAACGUGUGCAACGAAAUGCCUGUUACUCUCAAACAUUCUGCGAUUGAUGCAAAAGUCGGGAUAAAAUCUCGACGUUUUGGUGUUGCACAUAGUGCUGGAUUGCGCAUCCGCAGUCAUCCGACUCUUCAAAGUGAACAAGUUGGCGUGAUAAAGAAAGGAACGAUCAUCAUGAUAGUUGAAGAGCUUCAAAAUAAGGACGGGACUUGGGUACGGUUGACGCAUGAUUCUCUGAGAGCUCAUUGUCAUCCGGAUAUUAUGGAGGGAUGGUCGCUGCAGUAUAAUCAACAUUUGGGAAAAAAUUUGUUGGUGCCUGUCGCCUCUGUUCGAGCGAGUAAUCCGGUACCGGGUGUCGGUUUUCAGUUCGACGGUAGAACAGUGAGGUGCGUCCUGAAUCAAGGUGACAAAUUGAUGCAGUUCGAGGAAGAGAACUACGAAGGUGCGAAAUGGGCAGUGGAUCCUCUAGAUCCUUGUGAGCAAUCAAUUCAGGAAACGAAGAGGUUUCAGAAAGUCAUGCAUAAGCCAGCUCUGUAUCCAAAGCCUGCGUCAAUCUCACGCUUGGCUGGAAACAGGAGUCCGAAGUCAGAACGGAAGGAUCCAUCGCCAAUUGGAUCGGUGGACACCUUGAGUCUCAAUAGCCGUAGGUGUAUAUCGAACGGGAACGGGUUUUCAUCUCCUGUCCCGACAAGGGCUCCGCCACCCACUCCGAAGCGUGGCGUCGGGGAGUUCGCGAGGUGCUCACGGAGUAGUAGUCCCGCAGGUGUUAGAAAACGUUUUCGUGAAAUGGUUGGAGAGCGACGUGGGGAUUCGACACCGAGGGACUCGUAUCUAUCAAGUGAAAAAGAUCGCGAUGGGUGUGGUGCGCAAUAUUUGGAGUUGUCCUCCUCGAUUUCUGCAUCAGCAGCAUUACAGGAAAGCCUUCCGCGCGAUGGAUCUACUGAGAGCGACACGAGUGCCAUGUUGAGUAGUUUAUCAAAGGAUGCAUCGAAAAGUGCCAGCAGUAGUUCUCUCCUUUUGCAAAGUGCGGAGGACAGCCCGCUUUCUACUCCGUCAACUCUCAUGUUGAUAGAUUCUGCAGAAGAGAUUCACCGAGGCUUGGUAGUCAAUAGAAUGACUGCUGAAGUUCCUAAUGAUGAACGGCCUUCGUCAAUCAAAUUUCAAGAAAUGCCGUCACACCCACCUGCUGGACCCGAUAAUAUUCCGGGAGUACAACAAUUCCAGAAUGCAUCCAGACCUUUAGAUUCGCAUGGUUCAGGACGCAUGGCCAUGAAACCUUCCGUCGCUGAAACUGUUCGGGCAAUUUUUGCAUCUUUUAUUUGGCACGAGGGCCUUGUUCACGAUGCUAUGGCUUGUGCGUCUUUUCUAAAAUUUCACCCGUCGCUGAGCAAAUCUUCUAAAUAUUCGAGGAAAGAGGCAUCUGUGGAUCGAAACGUGAAGCGCAGAAUCCGUGUGUCCCGCACGAAGGAAGAAAAAGCGCGUUUACGUCAUUCAAUUGAAGUAACAAGUGCUCUGCGUCGAGCGGGUUACAAAAACAAUGGAGAAGACAUUUUGCUUCAGUUGGCCUCACACUGGAAUGCCAAUAAGAAAGUGGCAGAUGUUGUAGAACCUUCUAUGGAAGAAUUAUUGGACGAGCCGCCGGAUACCCCUGUAGUUCUUGGUGAUCUUGUUGCUGUCUGGGAACGACUAGCUGUUUCGACUUCGGAAGUUAUUUCGGAUCAAGUUGUGCUUCCCGAUUUGGUAUCUUCUGAGUCAACAGCGACUCGUGUCGGUGGUAAUGCCUCUUCGUGUCCACUUUGCGGAGCACGCGUGUCAAGCUUGGCGUUGCACAUGCGGAAAACCCAUCCUGGUUGCGGCCGCCCAGCCGCGAACAGAGUUUACAAAUCUGAAGAAAUUUCGGUGAAAUGGCCUAGUGGACUUUGUGGUGACACCGGGAUGAUGCGGGCUUCCGCAGGUGACUGGUAUUUACUGUGUCAAUCAUGCAGGGCCGGGUACUUGAUGAUUUACCAGGCCAAGCGUGGCACUCAAUUGCUUUCUCCCAUGUCGCACACGGUCGGCACCGAGAAGCACAGAUAUACUCUGAGAAACGCGUUGUUCUUGUUGAAGCUGAACAGCGCAGCUGAUGAAUCAACUCCUGUUUUGGCCAGAAAGCGAAUCAACAGCACCGGCGAAGCGUUUGCCAUUCACGAACAUGGGUCAAUGCUCAAUGCGCCAAGUAAACAUUUGAGCCGAGUAGUAGCUUCAUUAUCUUCCGAAGAUUUCGGUGGUGAAGUGCUCGAGUUUGUUUCACAUUAUCACGAUUUGGAUGCUCUGCAGAAUGCCAUGAAGCAGUCUGUUGACCGAGCCACUUUUCGUGCCUAUGGAUUGCAGACUUUGGAAUGGUUCCUGCGAAAUGUUACGCAAUCCACCUGCGUGCAUGAAUUAUUAUGGUUUCUGGUGAAAAGCUUCACUGUUGCCCAACCACACCCAAAACUGAAAGAAGCCUCCGUUCAUGCGGAGAAUCCGAAAACGAAUGUAGCCUUUGGGAAUGAUCCAGCAAAAGGAGUCGUCCUGCGUUCCGAUGGAGGAAAUUUUCUUUAUCCUGAAAGUCCCGUUUAUCCAGAUGAAUUCAUGGUUGGAGGUGAUGAACCUAGAUUUCAGCGCGUAAUGCCACUUCGAAGCGACAGAUCCAAAGUCGAUUACCGUAGACAUGAUGAUGAACAACCGUCUUUUAGACGUUCGGUUUCGCGAAGACAACUGCCUGAAUCCACGCGUACUCCCCCGAAACCGGACAAUCUCUUGGAUCAUCCCCUGUCAGAUUUGCACUUCGUUGCUAGGAAUCCACUACCGAAGAAAGCUUUUCAUUUGCUCAUGCAAACCAUUGCUGACCUGAUGCCUCGUUUGCCAACAAAUGCCUUCGAGCUGCAGACAAUAUCUGUGAAAUGCUGGGGUUUCAAAUUUCUUCCCUCCGAUCAGCGAUUUCUGCACAGGUGUCGGGUUUUCAAUCACAUAUCUCGAAUCCUCUCAAGAUAUGAGGACAGUUUUUCUAAAAAAGAUGUGGAAGAACCGUUUAAAAUUCGAGGUAAUGGACGAAAAGGGGGAUGCUUUGUUGGUCAGUUCGUCGACCUCACAAGCGAGUGCCUGAUAACACCAGCAACGGGAUCGAUGCUGGGCGGUAAUAUGACGGACGGUUCUACGGAAACCUUUUGGGAGAGUGAAGGUGAAGAUCGAACGCGUUCACGAGAAAUUGUCGUUGAACUGCGACGAAAGGAUGUCAACAUGCGUUCCAUCAUUCCUCAUUUACUUGCUGUCCAUAUUGACAACGUUCGAGAUCUUACGUGCAAAACUGGACUGGUGGCUUUCAAAUGUGGACGAUCAAUUGAACAGUUGAACUGUUCAAAAGUAGAGCAGUUACCCAGUCGGUUUACCGGCUGGGUAACUUUAUGGAUCAAAGAUUGGGAACACAGCGUUUUCAAAAUUUGCCUUAUGGGACCGGAUAGUGCUGUCCGUGUCAGACAGAUCCGGCUUAUUGGCAACUGGAAUGAUGACUCCAGCAAAUUUUCUGUCGAAAGUUGGUCGUUCUGGCGUUCGGGCGGAGACAUGGCGAGCAAGUGUCCUGCGGUCACUAUAAAACAAGGCAUAUGCGAAGCUGAAACUUUGCGAGUUUUCCGGCAGCUUGUUUCACAGAUUUUCGAGGAGCUGCUUGUCGAGGAGCCGUCAUCAAGCAUGACUUUAUCAGAGGAACUUCUGAAUACAUCAUUUGACGGUGUAAAUCGUGUUCGAUGUCGAAGCAUCCUCGGCGAACAUGUGUCCAAUGUCGGAGAAGACGAACGGCACGAAUUGAAGGAACACAUGGUUGGAAUACUGUUCAGUCGGGAAGGCCUUAGUGAUUUACAGAAGCAAGUAGUUGACCACAUCCUCCAAGGACUCCGUGCGGAAACCUCCAAAUUUCGCGAUCGUUCGAAAAAGGAUUCGGAAUUUGGGACGGGGGAUGAUUACUGCUUUGAACUCAUGUCGAUGCUGUUGGCGUUGAGCGGAAGCAGAGUUGGGCAAAAGUGUCUUGGUGCGAAGGAAAACCUCCUGGUUGAUGUUUUCUGCUUACUGCAUAUGGGUUCCGAUCGUGUUCAGCGACAGGUCGUUCUUUUGCUGAAAAGAAUUUUCGCCAGCAUCGAACCGAGCUUUCUUGCUAGAUCCUUGGGUAUAGCGGAUCUACCGCCCACAGACUACUGCGGGAGUUUCACGUCUUCGGAUGAUGAACUGCUGUCGAACACGUUUACCCACAGGUAUGGACUGCUUGAUGGCAUGCUUAGUUCUGUGGCGAAAGGCUUGCAAAUCAGAAAACGCGUUCGUCGUGGAAAUCAAGAGGGAAACAUAAAAUCUUCAAAAACUGAAAUUUUGAAUGUUAAUGCCUGCUUGUUUGAACCCGCGAUUGACUCGUCCCAACUGCCACCGGAAGAACUCGAGCACGUUCAGAAAACUCAGGAAUGCUGGCUGCGUGGCAGAACCUCGCCGAAAAUCGCGAAAGCGAUCAUUCAGUUGCUGAAGGAUCUUAGUUCCGGAUCUCUCGGAAGCGUGUGGCAAGAUGUUACGAGGGCUGCCGUAGCUGAGAAAAUUUGUCGCAUGGCAAACCAGUGUCUAGGUUCUACCGUUGUUUUCAACGCAUUGAUGAAUUGUAACCCCUCAUUGUGUCUUGCUGUUGCUGCCCUUUGUGUGCUCAGCUCUGAUCAUGUUGAACGUCUCUCCUGUUCACAUUCCAUCCGGCGGUUAAAUCAUCCAGAUCAACCGGUUGACGAUGAAACAGCUAUGUGUGAUAACCAUGAAGAUGGGUGUACGUUGGCCGUCGUUCGUUGUACGAACUGCGAACUGUUCCUAUGUCUUGAUUGUGACAAGGUGUUGCACCUACCUCAACGAAUGAGAAAUCAUAGCCGACAGAUCAUUCGCGAUGACCAAGAGGGAAUGAAAGUUGAUUUGCACGAAGGUUGUGGCAGAGUGAAGCUAAGUUCACUAACAAUGUUGGCCGAUCCAGCAACUCUUCAGGCGAUGGUCGAAUUCCGACCUGGUCUGGAGGAGAAAAAAGUCAUCACCGGCUCCAGCUUGACUGUUUCAUUGAAAGGGAGUUUCUGUCGAUUUUGUGGCUCUCAGAUAACAAGUGAUUUACCUGAGAGAUUUGACGCACCUUUCGAUGUUUGUGAAGAUUCCGAAUGCAAAGCACAUGCUGACAAUGCCUGUGGAAAGAUGCUGUCGUGUGGGCACAUAUGUUGUGGAAUUCGCAACGAAGCCCUUUGCUUGCCAUGCUUGAAUCCGUCAUGCGUGCGUUUAGGACGACAAGGUCAUGCUAGGGGAGUUGUUGGGUUGGGAGAAGAACCUUUAAAACAAGAUGGAGAUGAUAUGUGCAUGGUGUGUUUUGCUGACGCUCUCAGCAGCGCCCCUGUGAUCAGGCUUACGGAAUGUGGGCAUCUAUUCCAUCUGCAUUGUUGUCAACGAGUAUUGGAAGCACGUUGGCCUGGACCGAGGAUUGCUUUCGGGUUUAGACUAUGCCCGAUCUGCAAAACGAAAAUGGAGCAUCCGGCCCUUGCGGAUUUGCUGGAGCCAAUUCGGACACUUUUUGAUGAUGUUCAACGCAAGGCUUUGAUGCGUCUUCGUUAUGAAGGCUUGGACAAGUGUGAGUCGAUAACUGCUCCGGGAGGAAGGUUUUUCGACGAUCCGUCAGGCUUUGCGAUGGACCGCUAUGCUUACUAUGUGUGCUUCAAGUGCGAUAAAGCGUACUUCGGCGGAGAAGCUCGUUGCGAAGUUGGUGCCGUAACGCCGGAUAGUUACGACCCAAAGGAAUUAUUGUGUGGCGCCUGCAGUGAUGUUUCGAUGGCACAAAUGUGCCCCAAACACUGCACCGAUUACCUCGAAUACAAGUGUCGGUAUUGCUGUUCGGUCGCCGUGUUUUUCUGCUUCGGAACGACGCAUUUCUGUAACGCUUGUCAUGCAGACUUCCAACGUAUCACUGCCAUGUCUAAGGAAGAUUUACCUCAUUGUCCAGUUGGACCGGGCUCAAUCCAGUUGGACGAUGAUGAGUGCCCUUUACAUACUCAGCACCCUCCAACGGGAGAAGAGUUCGCUCUGGGGUGUGGUGAAAAAGGAGUUGUGCUGCAUCGAUCAGUGCGUUCAAAUGUCGUCUUAUGCAUGUUGAGUUUGUCGCUUCGGGAAAGUUUCUCCGGUUCACAAUCGACCAUGAAUUCCGAAUCAACAAUGCCGGAGGACACAACGUGUGAUGAAUGUGGGAAAUAUUUUAAUGCCAAGGAGUUGCUGUAUGACCACAUGGAUUUAGAGCAUCGGGUAAUCUGUCCGAUUUGUGGAACGCGUGCGAGAGAUUUAACUGUGGCAUGCGAUAAUUGUGAAAUAUGGCAUCACAUGGAAUGCGUUGGCAUUCACCCUAUGGAAGCACCUGCAGAGAGUGACGAAUGGUUUUGUCCAAAAUGCCGUCCAUCGAAUGUGGGACGACCGGAAGUGAAACCGCCUAGUAAAAGUCCUGUAAAACGCAAGGGCAAAGGAUCGUCGCGAGCCAGCUCGCCCGGAGUUGCACACAGAAAAUCACCCGCUAAUCGAAAUUCUUCGAAGAAGCUUAUUGAGACAAAAUUGGGGAAAACUGCUGUUCGGAAUAUUCGGGAAGCCAAGAAGAAUCUUAGAGAAGUUUUCGCAGGAUCUUAUCAGUGCUUACUCUGCCCUGAAAAUUCUUCUGGAUCUUUGCAAACCUUGAAAGCUUCCGAAGAGCACCUUGAAAAACUACAUUGGGACCUUCGUUUCGAGGAUUUUGAUAAACUCCUGGCGGCAUGUGAAAAUGCCACUCAGGAUAUGCUGAACGCUCAGGCAACCGUAGAGGUUCAGGAAAGCAAAGACACACUUUCAGAGGAACACUUCAACAGUUUGAUUGAGAUGGACGUCGAAAAGAAAUAUCACUGUAAACUGUGUCCUCCAUCCUCAGUGCUUCCAACAAGGAAAGCUGCAGAAAUGCAUCUAACGAAUCUCCAUAUGUCUAGUCAGCUGUUCAUUGCCUCACGUUGGGUUUGCUUGCCGUGUUUUAUGGAUUGUGGCCCUCCGUUGCAUUAUCAUUGCCCUCUGUGUGAGAAAACUGGCAAAAGCAAAGAAGAACUUCUGAUGCAUGCUGAAAUACACCAAGAGUAUCGUGACGCUGCUAGAGAGCUGAAAGUCGCUUCACCAUCAAAACUGAGAAGUCCGAAGAAGUCUCCCGUCACAAAGAAUGUUGAUAAAAAGAAAAAAUACCCUGUGAUGGCGGGGUUGAAUGUGCAGUUCAAUGCGUCGAAAACAUCCAUCAUUGUUGAUCGCUUGGCCGAGGCGGAUCCAUCUGCAUUGGAAAACUUCUUCAAUGGCAUAGUCAAGUUCUCUGGUGGAAAAUAUGUUUGCAAAUUGUGUCCUGUGCCAGAUGAUCUUAAUGUUGCUGGUUCUUUGCCCUUCCUCAAGCGGGAAACUGCGCUGGAACACUUUCUUAAGGCUCACUUCAGCCAGGACACGUUCGUUUCCCACGCCGCUGAGCACAUGCGAACAAAAAUGAGCAUGGAGAAGCCUAAUGAAACCUUCCCUUUGACGUGGAAUGUUUCUCCAAUGGAUUCGAUGAUGGAAAAGGUGCCUGUAGCUAAGCAACCGGUGCAUAAAUCCGUAGAAAGUCGCCUGACCAUGGCUGCUCCUACAGGUGGGAUAGCUUAUAUAUGGAUAGUGCUGUCGUGUGGGUCCAACUGUGCCGAUACGAAAGGUCAAAUGCACUAUAAUUGUCCCGUUUGUCACAUUAUAACAGUUGCCGAAGAAGCUUUCCGAGACCAUUGUUUGUUGCAUGAAUCUUCCGGAAAACAAGGUGUAGCGACAAAGCAGUCUUCUAGCAUUGCGAAAGAUGAAUUGACAGAAUCUUGCUUGAAGCUGAGCACCUUGAUAACCAUCAGCAACAGCAUGGGGAACAAACUGGUUCAUCCACUCAAAGAUGUCUUGCUAAAAUGCAAGUUGUGCGGAUUUCCACCUGCCGACAAAGACUCUGUUUUGCAGCAUCUGAGCUCAUCCCAUUUGGGUGAUUGCAUCUGUUUAGACGAGCAGCAUUUGCACCCAUGCAAUCUUUUCUGCGUUCCCGGAUUGUUCGUUACUCCAGCGCAUUUCGAUUGUCUCUUGUGCCCACGGCUCAUUACUUGUGGUGAUCAUGAAGCAACGCGUAUUGCGUCCAAUUGUUUCAUGAUGCAUCUUGACGACGUGCAUGGCACUUGUGGGUCACGAGUGGCAGCGAAUCAAAACAAAUUUCAAAUAAAAAAUGACUUGAAUGUCGGGCCGGAGAAAUUUCUGUGCGUUGCGGUUUCAACACAGAAUGGGACGGAUAUCGGUUUCGAAGAACUAAGUGUUUUACUUUUACCGCAUGGCGCCUUUGACGACACUCGAGCAUUGCACGAAUUUAUCAAUUUACCCAUGGAUUUUGCUAACGAAUUCGAGGCGAGUGCGAAAGAUGCCUUCUUGCUUGGUGCUGUGUGUCGAUUCCUAGACAGCCACAACCAAUGCGUGUUGUGCGGCAGACAUAAUGUGAAAAGGGCCGAUUUCGUUGACCACUGGAAGGAAGUUCAUCUUAACAAUGCCGUGGAUGUCAAAGUUCCGGGAAAACGUGGCUUUGUCCUUGUUGUCUUUGCGGAACAGCGGAUAUUCCGCACUUCGUCUGUCCGAUUUGCUCGGCAGUCGUUGAGACAAGAGAAAUUUUCGCUUGUCACAUGGAAAAGCACGAGAAAGCGCAAGAUAACGCUGGUCUGA
Molecule: messenger RNA, 19061 nt
Organism: Notodromas monacha
Lineage: Eukaryota; Metazoa; Arthropoda; Ostracoda; Podocopida; Cyprididae
Source: the annotation of a GenBank genome assembly